Paramecium octaurelia is the source of this 1392-nucleotide messenger RNA. NCBI's taxonomy places the organism in Eukaryota, Ciliophora, Oligohymenophorea, Peniculida, Parameciidae. The record is from the annotation of a GenBank genome assembly.
CAAUCAAUUAAAUACGAAUGGCAACACUUGGAGAAGAAUUUCAAACCAUUUUAUAAGAAGUAGACAAUGCUAGAUUAGAUACAAACAAUUUGGAAACAGCCUUAUUGAAAUUGUUAUCUUUUGGUACAUUUUAAUCAUGAUAGAAAAAGAUUCAAAAUCUGAGGAGCAUUUGAAACACAAGGAAAGCGCAUAUAAUAAAUUAUCUUAAUUGUAUUGCAAACAACACAAACCUCAAUUGGUAUUUUAGAUUAUGAAAACACACGAUUUCUCCGGAUUCAAUCAAACAAGAGCAGCAAAAAUUAUGAGACAAAUGAUUGAUCAAGUAGCUUAAUUGGAAGGCACAAUUGAAUUGUAAGUUGACAUGUGCUAAUUCUUAAUCGAUUAAUGUGCACGAGACAAGAAGAAUUACUUAAAACACAAGAUGCAAAUAAGAUUGGCAACAUUGUAUAAUGAAUAAGAAAAAUUCACCCAAGGAAUCGAAAUCAUUGAUAAAAUAGUAGUUGAAGUAAGAAAGGCUGAUGACAAGCAUUUGCUUCUAGAAAUCUAUCUAAUUGAGAGCAAAUUGCAAUUUGGAUAAACCAAUCUAGCUAAAGCCAAAGCAUCAUUAACAGCAGCUAGAGCCUGCUCAAAUACAAUUUACUGUCCUCCACAUGUAUAAGCUGAAAUCGAUAUGAUGGCUGGUGUGCUCUAUGCAGAAGAAAGAGACUAUAGAACCUCUUAUUCCUAUUUUUAUGAGGCCUUUGAAGCCUUCAAUAAUCUAGAAGACAAGAGAGCUUUGGGCACUCUUAAAUAUAUGUUGUUAUGCAAGAUUAUGAUUGGAGCUACAGAUGAAGUCAAAUAAAUUUUAACUGGAAAGCAUGGUUUGAAAUAUGCAGGCAGAGUAAUUAUGUGCAUCUAAUUAAUAUUAGCACUUAGAAGCUAUGAAAGCCAUUUCUAAUAGCAAUUAAAAGAAAUCUCUUAUUGAAUUUACUAAGGUCUUAGAUGAAUAUAGGGAAGAAAUCGAAGGUGAUAAAGUCAUGAGAUUACACAUCAAGUAGUUAUAUGAAGUCUUAUUGGAAAUGAAUCUGUUUCAAGUCAUCCAACCAUACUCUAAAGUUUAAAUCGAUUAUAUCACUUAAAGAAUGUAAAUUGAUGUCGAAAUCAUCUAAAGAAAGUAUCAAUUCAAUAUUUACUAGAUUGUCUGAAUUAAUUCUAGACAAGAAAAUAGAUGGAACCUUAGAUUAAGGAAAUGAUUGUUUGAUCUUGUUUGAUACAGUUAAGCAUGAUAAUUUAUAUCAACAUUCCCUUAGUUUGAUUAACAAUUUGAAUGGAGUCGUAGAUAAAUUAUUUGAUAGAGUGAAAGUCAAAUGAACAUUAAAUAUAUAUAUAGAUAAAUUAUUAUUUUUAUUCAUC